GUACGCUGGCUUAGUUGACUUUUGUAGAAUUACUUGUUGAAUAUAUACAAUUUUUUAUAGUUUUAGUUUUUGAUUUCGUAAAUAGUUUUUAAGGGUUGUCUUUCUGAGGAAGAGGAAAGCAUUUUCAGGGCUUAUUUCUCUUUCCCUUUUGGUUUUGAGAUACUUCUUUGGCUCUGAUGGCAUAACUUUCUUAAACACAAAUUAACUUUGUUAAAAGUUUUUUUUCUAACACUCUACUUUCCUUACCUAAGUUAGUUUGGCCCAAUUUCUUUUUAAAUUUUCAUAUUUUGAUCUUUUCUUAAGCUAAAAAACAGCCCUAAAACGCUGCAGAUUCUUCAUCUUCUGUAAUCAAACAAGUGAGAUAUAUAUUUUUGCCAUACUUAUUUUAGUUAAUUGUUCCGCAUAUUUUAUGACAGACUCGCUCGCUCUCUCUCGCUCUCUCACUCUGCCUGUUUCUCUCAAUUUCCUUUGUUUAAUCUCUACCUCGCAGCUGAGUUUUCCGCUCUUUUCGCUUUUACUUUCGAUGUGCAAAAACGAUGAGCAGAAUGAAGAAGCAUUUUCAAACACGUCAAAAAUGUUUUUGAUGCUUUUUCGAAAUUCGAAAAACCGCUCGCUCGGCCUGCCUUCGUGUGAAAUUUAUGGCGGCACAGUAUGAGUGUGUGUGUUGAAAAUUCUGAGGGGCAUAUUUCGAAAUUGGCAGACACGUAGAGAUAAUUGAAAGAAGAUGAGGAAAAUGGUGAUGAUCUGGGAUACACACACACACUCACAUAUACUGGCUGCCAAGUUAGCCUCUCUCUCAUACAAAUGGACUUCGAAUUUUCCCGUGAAAAUCAUUGACGUGUAUGCGUGUGUGUAUGUGUGUUGCGAGUGUGAGUUCAGGAAUCGGAAUUGAAAAUUUUUCAGCGCUGCCUUUCACAUUUCAGUAGUUUCCGUUAAUGCGUUCGCCACGUCGAGUUAGCUCCUUGAUUUUUUUCUUUUCCUGUCGCGUUGACGGUAAAAAUCAUAACAAUUGAAAAAAAAAUAUUAAAAAACAAAUACAACACACAACUUGUGCUUAAAGUGGCUAAUCAGCAAUAAAAAAAAAAUCAAAAAUAAAAAAAAAAAUAUAAUUAUAAAACGUGAAAAAGAAAACUGUCAGCAUUUUAUGCGUGGAAAAUCGCUAAGGAAAAUCGCAGACAACGACUCGUGAGCGCUUACGUCAUGCGAAAAAAUUUAUCUCCUACAUCGGAUUAUAUAUAUAUAUAUAUAUAUAUAACUAUAUCUAUAUCUAUAUGGCACAUAUGGGCAAAUAGCGAAAGCCAAUAAUAAACAUAUAUUUCGAGCAUGAAAAGUCCAUUGGAAUAAUUGAAAAGCCAUCGAUGAUUCCAGCUGACCUUCAGCCAAUGACAGUUCAAUUUCAGUUCUAUUUACGUUUCUUUCAAAUUCAGAGUUUUAAGGGGUUUUUCGAAAAUAUAAACCAUAAGAAUUUAUGGGAAUUUGGAAGUUAAUUAAAUAAACAAUUUGAUUAGCUUUCAGUUUUCUCUGUUUUCUAGCCAAAUUAAGACCUUAAUUAGUGUUUGAACUUAAAAAUUAGCUAGAAAUAUUUGCAAUAUCUAAUUCCCUUAAAAAAUAUUUGCGGAAAUCUUGUCUUUGCCUGUUCGAUUGCGGGGAAUUAAACCUUUUUUUUUGGCCCAAUUAGGCUAUAAUUAAUGUGACUUCGGGUAUUGCCAAAUUCUGGCACAUUAUGACAGCCGUUUUGAAAUCUCGAAAAAUUGUAUAAUUAAACAGCGGCAGAGCGUCGGAGGGCAAAGAUAUAAUAUAUACAUGUACGACAGACAGCCACCCUAUAUAAAUAUAUAUAUAUAUUUCAAGCAAGCGUUAACCUGUGAAGAAUAAACUGAAGUGCCAUCGAAUUUAUGGCUGAAUCUGAAUCUCUCUUGGCCCGUUCUAAAUUUAUCAUCUUGCCCAAUUGAAUUGUGGGAUUAGUCUUGUUAGAGAGUCUGCCACCGCACUUGCAAUUAAAUUGACUUAUUGACAUCGAAUUGGCUUUGGCCGGAAAUCGAAAUUGAAAUUGAAAUUUAAUUAAUUUACUAAAUGAAAGACAAAUGGCUGAAAAAGGGGAAGUGCAGGUUUUUCUAAGCUAAAUUGUAGAUCUCUUGUUUAUUGUUUUGAGUUUGAGAUUGUUAAGCAAAAUCUUGACAAGUUUUUACAACUCUUGAAAGAAGAACUUGGCUUAAGUUGAUCGAUCUCCUAUAUAUAUAUAUAUAUUCCGAAUAUAGUCUAUUGUUUGGCCAUAAAAAGUCAAAGCUAUACGGUCUGUGCCAUUUAGAUAAUGAUAUUUAUAUAUCUGCCCAUUCGAAAACAGCGUAAUUACGAUUAAAAUAUGAGAGCCUAAGCGAACCGAAGGAAACAAUUAAGCUAAAAGCAGAGGAAAAGUAGAGGAAAAGCAGAGGAAAAGCAGCGGAAAAGCAGCGGAAAAGCGCCGGAAAAUAAGCAAAACAAAAAUUCAAAACCGAAGGUUCUGUCUCUCCUCGUGUUUUGGUGUUCUUUUUUUUUUUGUUUUUUUUUUAUUUUGAUUUUUGUUUGAGUGACUUUCGGCCAAAAUAUGCCUCUGUAUUCGGAUUCCACAAACUAUUACUAUAGUGGCGGCAGCAGCCAGCUGUAUUCGCCUUACUAUAGCUCCGGUUUGGGCCUGAAUUUGGGCCUAGGCUCAUCGCCCGGAUCGAGUUAUACCUCCAGCUAUAACCGUUCGUAUCCGGCCAGCUAUAUGGUACCGCUGAGUCCCUCCUCGCCCAGAUCAACGAGCAGUUAUUCCAGUGGCUCCGCCGGUGGAAGUAGUUCUCUACAUGGCCUGGGCUCCAGAUAUCAACCAAAGUUAACCACCAUCACGGAGACGGGCAGGCAUAGUGGUCAUAGCAGUCUGAUGCCCUUGACCAGAAUUAAUUCACCAAACUAUAGCAAUUCGGUUGCGACUCCUAGCUAUAGCUCAUCGGGUGCCAGCAGUCGAUAUAUACCAGCCAGACCGAUAGCCAUUAAUACGGCUGAUAUCGAUGUGAGUUCAUCGAGAUAUCGCCGUGGUGUUACCCCCAGAUCAGAGGACAGGGAGAUCAAGGAGCAGCAGUCCAAAGAGCAGCAAUCCAAGGAGGAAGUCAAGCAGAAGGAACAAGAGGAGCUUAAGCCAUCGCAAGCCAAGGAACCAACACCAAUCGAGAUAACAGAACCAAAUGCCGAAGCUAGACCAAAUCGUAGAUCCACAAUCAAAAGAAAUCGACCUGUCGUUAGACUAUCAACCAUACGACGACGUAGCAAGGAUCGCGGUGAGCGAGAGAGUCCCAAGAAGGAGCAGGUUCAGGAGCAUCAAUUCAGGGACUUGCCACCUGCCACCGAACCCAGUUUAAGUUGGCGCCAGAAAUUGGCUGAAGAAUUGGCCGCAUUUCCAGCCACAAGCAAUAAGAAAUCUCCAGGAGAAUUACUACGUGAACGAUUCUAUAUAAGAGAUGAAAAGGAGGAGGAGCAACCCAUCUCCAAUCAAGCCAGGAUCCAGCUACUCAGCCAACCACAAAGUGCUCUAAGAACUCAAACUGCAGAGAUUGAGAUCAGUGCCAAGAAGGAGAAAGAUGAGGAGGAGAAGGACAAGGAGGAUUCGGAUAAACAGGAACAGGAGAAUCUUGAGGAAAUGCAAGAGACCAUUCGACGUUUGAGUCUGGUCCAAUGUCCCACUUUUCAUGACAUUUGCGAGGAUAUUUCCUCGGAUAAGAUCGAUGAUGAUCUGAAUGCCGGUGAGCUCCGGCGACGGGCUUCCAUAAUCCAAGAACAAGAACAGGAAAUCCUAAACAAAUUGCAAAAAUCAAACUCAGGAACCUUCCAAUUGAUUCAUCUGGAACGGAGAUCCAGUCAUGAUAGCACCACUACCAACGAUGAUGAUCACAAGGAGCGAUCGAAAAGGCGUUCCAAGAAGACCAAAAAGUUGCGUCACAAGAUCACCGCCAUUGUGGAGGUGGAGAAUGCCCCCCAAGCCACGCCAGUGGAUCAUAUGCCAAGUGUCCUGGAGUUAAACGAAGAAUCUCUAUUGGUGCAACCUUUGAUUUCACUUUCCGGUUCCGGUUCCGGUUCUAGUUCUACACCCAGUCCCAGUCCCAAGCCAAAGUUCACCGUUAACGUAGAGUCUGUGGAGGAGCAUCAUCAGAUCCACAAGGUCUUUAAGUUGCCCAAGAAAAAGACAGUGCCCAAGGAGCAAGAGGAGUCAUCUCUGCCCGAGGGAUUCAUGAAGGCUGCACCCAAAACGGCCAAGACAUCGCCUUUGAAGAAGGCCAACAGCAAAGAGCAGCAUUUGAGUGAGGCACAGAUUUUCACCUUCGAUGAGGCAGCCAUACAGCAGCAGCAGCAGCAGCAACAGAGCCAGCUGGCCAAUCAACAACAGCAACAAGUGCAACAGCUGCAGCAACAGCAACAGCAACAGCAAUCGCAGCAACCCAAAACCGAGACCAAGGUCGAGGGUGUGGCCACACCCAAGCCCAUUCGAAAGGCUAUACAAAAAUCCGAGAGCGGUGAAGACUUUUGGUCGCAAAUUGGUUCCAGGGAAACUCUGUAUAUGACCAAUCGCAAGAAGGUCUUCAACGAGCGACAGGAGCAACUUCUCGAAGAGGAAGUUCCCAAGUCACCAACCAAGACAGAAGCUAAGACACCCAAGACACCAACCACGCCUAAACUAAAGUCGGAAAUUCUCAUAGAGCUGAAGACAACGCCUUCGGUGGCAGCAACAACUGGUGGCAAAACAGCAGUACCGAAGGUACUACCAACACCACUAACUCCAACAGUUGUCAAAACCAAUCAAGUGGAAGUACAGAAAGUGGAAAAUACAAGCAAAACUCCAGCUAGUUCCUUACCAAAAGCCAAGGGAAUAGAAACAUCAACAGCAGCUAAGACGGCCAUUGAUGAUGUUAAGCCAAAAGCAACAGCAAUGGCUAAGAAAGAUUUGCCCAAGUUAAUAACAACAACAGAGGAAGCUAAGCCAAUCGUAACAACCAAGACAGCAGCAGCAGUUGCAACACCAACUAAAGAUUCCCCAAAGACACCACAAAUUAAGGUAGAAAUAUCACCAAAAACUGAUAAUGCAUCAGAGGCACCCACUAAAAAGCCUACAACACUGCAACUUAAGCCAGAAACACCAACAAAGGAUUCGCAAAUGAAAGUAGGAACACCAGUUAAAGACUCACCAACAACGAAAGUAGCAACACCUGUAAAAGAUUCACCAACAACACCACAAAUCAAAGUGGAAACACCAACCAAAGAUUCUCCAACAAGAAAGGUUGCUGCUACACCAGCAACACCACAAGCCAAGUCAGCUGCAACAACAAUACCAACACAAAUCAAAGCGACAACCACCAAAGUUGACACACCAGCAACACCACUAAAAACACCACAAGCCAAACCAGCAACAGAUGAUGCCAAAACAGCACCAGCAACACCAAAGAUAACAACGGCCAAGAUUAACAUGACAGCAACAGCAACAGCAGCAGCAGCAGCAGGAAAAACAAUAUCACCCAAGGGGGCCAAGCAAUCUGGCAACGCCGUAGCCAUGACAACAGCAACAGCAACACCAGCGGCCAAAUCAAAAUUGAACGAAACAGCAGGGCCAAAAAUAAAUAGCGGGCAGCCGGCCAAGUCACCUGAACAACAACAGGCAACGGCAGCCGCAGUCGCAGUCGAAACGAAAAUAAAUAAAACAACGCACAAGGAACAACAGCAACAGCAACAGCAACAGCAGCAGCAACAAUCGAUCGACACGGCAGCAACAUUGGUGCCACAAACGGAAACCAAAACGAAAUUGACGGAAGCCGCUGAGCCAACGGCCAAGUCAAAGGUGCAAUCACCGAAAACGACAAAGCCAAAAAGUGCCGGCAAAACAAAUGUUGGCAAAAAGAAAGCUGCAACGCCAGCUGCAUCAGGAGCAGCAACGCCACCAACGCCAGCAGCAGCGGCAGCAACAGAAACUGUAACAGCUUUGUCUGAGAGCAAUGUGACCCCAAUCAAUGCCGAUCAAUUUAUAACGCUGGCCCCCACAAAGGCGGCCAAAACAUCGCCGAACAAGCAACAACCAUUGCAAGUGCAACAGCAACAGCAGCAACAGCAACAGAAGCAGCAGCAGCGGCAACAGGCCACAAAUGCGUCAUCGCCGGCGGCAACAGGCGAUGCAACCACAACGCCCACAACAAUAACAAUUGGUGUUGCUGCUGUUAAUGUUGCUGUUGCUGUUGCUGUUGCUGAUGCUAAUGCUGCUGCUGAUACUACUACCUCGCUCAGCGGCAACAACAGCUGCGGCGAAGGCGUCGGCAAUAAUUUAUCAAAGUUUGCAACAGUAUCGAAUUUGGCACAGUGUCUGCGAGACGUUGAUGCCGAGCUAGAGGACUAUAUACCCUCGUCGGCGGAAAAUAGCGAAGACGACGACGAAGACGAAGAUAGCGACGACGACAACAGCGGCGACAGCAGCAACAGUUCCGACGAUUAUUCCAGUGUUGACGGUUGUGCAAAUUUAAGCGCCAGCAUGAAGAAGAAACAGCGCAAGGAGAAAAAGAAGCAAAAGGCGAAAGCCGCCGCCGCUGAAGCCAAACGGUUUGAUCCUCACAAAAAGAUCAAAAUCGAUACAACCAACAAGUGUUAUGUGAAGGAGGAGGCGCCACGAUAUCCAUUGGUGGCCACACCGCGUCCCCUAUGGAAACGUGAAAAAAUCGUCUAUUCCGAUGAGAAUACCGAUGAUGAGAGUGGCAGCGAAGAGGGUAGCGGUGGAUCAUUGGAUGAGGAUAGUGAUGAUGAGAGUGGCGGCGAGGAAUGCAGCUCAUCCAGCAGUAGUGCCAGUUCUGAGGAUCUCGAUGUGGCUACCAAGGCUACCAAUUCAUCGUCUACGACCACAACGGUUGUGGAUUCACCCAGUUCGGGUGGCUCAAAUGCCGGGACAUUGGGUGUAACAAGUGGUGGCGGUGCCUCAACAUCAAGUUCGCCGUCCAUCAUCCGGAUGAGCACCUGCAGCAACGAUUCCGGAUUCGAAGGCGGCACUGCGCCCUCCAGUCCCAAGAAGAUGUUAGAAACAUCAUAUACAUAUUCACAAUUCCAAAAAUCCGGACGUUUCACUGCGCCAGCAACAGUAAUACCUAGAUUUAAGAAUUAUUCGGUAGAUGAUUUCCACUUUCUGGCCGUUCUUGGCAAGGGAAGUUUUGGCAAGGUUCUUUUGGCUGAGCUGCGUGAUACCACGUACUACUAUGCCAUCAAGUGCCUGAAGAAGGAUGUCGUCCUGGAGGAUGAUGAUGUCGACUCGACCCUUAUUGAACGCAAGGUCCUGGCCUUGGGCACCAAACAUCCCUAUCUGUGUCAUCUGUUUUGCACCUUCCAAACGGAGAGCCACUUGUUCUUUGUGAUGGAGUAUCUGAAUGGUGGUGAUCUCAUGUUCCAUAUCCAGGAGAGCGGACGCUUUUCCGAGGAACGGGCCAGAUUCUAUGGUGCCGAGAUCAUCUCGGGCCUUAAGUUCCUUCACAAAAAGGGCAUUAUCUAUAGGGAUCUCAAACUGGAUAAUGUCCUGCUGGAUUAUGAGGGACAUGUUCGUAUUGCCGACUUUGGCAUGUGCAAAUUGCAAAUCUAUUUGGACAAGACGGCCGAUAGCUUUUGCGGCACACCCGAUUAUAUGGCGCCCGAAAUCAUAAAGGGUGAAAAGUACAAUCAGAAUGUGGAUUGGUGGUCGUUUGGUGUGCUGCUCUAUGAGAUGCUAAUCGGACAAUCGCCAUUCAGUGGCUGCGACGAGGACGAGCUUUUCUGGUCAAUUUGCAAUGAAAUUCCAUGGUUCCCAGUCUAUAUAUCCGCCGAGGCCACAGGGAUACUCAAGGGGCUGCUGGAGAAGGACUAUGCGAAGCGUAUUGGUUCGCAAUAUAGUCCAGCUGGUGAUAUAGCUGAUCAUAUAUUCUUUCGGCCUAUCGAUUGGGGAUUACUGGAAAAGCGGCAAAUUGAACCGCCAUUUAAGCCUCAAGUAAAACACCCCUUGGAUACGCAAUAUUUCGAUAGGGUUUUCACCAGGGAAAGAGUUCGUCUUACGCCCAUCGACAAGGAAAUACUGGCAUCGAUGGAUCAGAAGCAGUUCCACGGCUUCACCUACACGAAUCCUCACAUCACCUUGGACUAAAAAAAAAACUAAAAAAAAAAGGAAAAGCCUAAUUAAUAACCUAAUUAAUUAUUUAGAGCAACAGUAUUUGUAUAUGUAAAUAUUUAUUAUGGCAAAAGAGGGAGUGCAAAAAGAGAGGAGCCCCAAAAGAAGAUUAACAACAACCAAAGAAUGCGUUGAAAUCGGGAAAUCGAAAUUUGAAUUAACUUUGUAAUUAAGCUUGGAAGCUCAUCGGAUUUUACGAUCGUAAUUCUAGUCAGUUUAGCUAUACUUCUAUGUCUUAAGUCUAAUUGUACAGAUAUCCCUCCCUCCUCAUAUAUACCUAAAACUAUAUCUAUAUAUACCUAUAUAUUUUUUUUUUUGGCAAAUUAUUUGUUCUUAAUUUUAGUGCUUAAGCAAAAGGUCUAUACGUCUAUGAGAAAUUAAAAAAUAAACUAAAAAAUAAACAACAAAAA
Drosophila eugracilis is the source of this 8580-nucleotide messenger RNA. It is a transcript of the gene Pkcdelta, whose product is annotated as putative protein kinase C delta type homolog. The transcript has 8 exons. Gene Ontology annotation, biological process: peptidyl-serine phosphorylation; intracellular signal transduction. NCBI's taxonomy places the organism in Eukaryota, Metazoa, Arthropoda, Insecta, Diptera, Drosophilidae. Gene Ontology annotation, molecular function: ATP binding; diacylglycerol-dependent serine/threonine kinase activity. The record is from RefSeq and is a predicted model, not a curated record. Bases 2585 to 8146 code for a protein of 1853 amino acids.